Prionailurus viverrinus (fishing cat) is the source of this 885-nucleotide messenger RNA. RefSeq names its product empty spiracles homeobox 1 (gene EMX1). Bases 1 to 885 code for a protein of 294 amino acids. Lineage: Eukaryota; Metazoa; Chordata; Mammalia; Carnivora; Felidae. Gene Ontology annotation, biological process: brain development; regulation of DNA-templated transcription; central nervous system development. The record is from RefSeq and is a predicted model, not a curated record. Gene Ontology annotation, molecular function: DNA binding; DNA-binding transcription factor activity, RNA polymerase II-specific. The transcript has 3 exons.
AUGUGCCUGGCUGGGUGCACACCCCGCACGGCGGCGGCGCCAGGACGCGGAGCGCUCCCCAGAGCCCAGCUGCCUCGCUCGGCUCUGGCGACCGCGACCAUGUUCCAGCCCACAGCCAAACGCGGCUUUACCAUCGAGUCCUUGGUAGCCAAGGACGGCGGCACCGGCGGGGGCACUGGCGGCGGGGGCGCCGGCUCCCAUCCCCUGGCGGCGGCCGCCUCGGAGGAGCCACUCCGGCCCACGGCGCUCAAUUACCCUCACCCCGGCGCGGCCGAGGCGGCCUUCGUGAGCGGCUUCCCCGCUGCCGCCGCCGCCGCCGCCGCCGCGGGCGCCGGCCGCUCGCUCUACGGUGGGCCCGAGCUUGUGUUCCCCGAGGCCAUGAACCACCCCGCGCUGACCGUGCACCCGGCGCACCAGCUGGGCGCCUCCCCGCUGCAGCCCCCGCACUCCUUCUUCGGCGCCCAGCACCGGGACCCUCUGCACUUCUACCCCUGGGUCCUGCGGAACCGCUUCUUCGGCCACCGCUUCCAGGCGAGCGACGUGCCCCAGGACGGGCUGCUUCUGCACGGCCCCUUCGCUCGCAAGCCCAAGCGGAUCCGCACGGCCUUCUCGCCCUCGCAGCUCCUGCGGCUGGAGCGCGCCUUCGAGAAGAACCACUACGUGGUGGGCGCCGAGCGGAAGCAGCUGGCCGGCAGCCUCAGCCUCUCCGAGACGCAGGUGAAGGUGUGGUUCCAGAACCGGAGGACAAAGUACAAGCGGCAGAAGCUGGAGGAAGAGGGGCCUGAGUCUGAGCAGAAGAAGAAGGGCUCCCACCACAUCAACCGGUGGCGCAUCGCCACGAAGCAGGCCAACGGGGAGGACAUCGAUGUCACCUCCAAUGACUAG